Arachis duranensis is the source of this 2181-nucleotide messenger RNA. Its product is annotated as NAC domain-containing protein 54-like. The coding region runs from base 182 to 2083 and encodes 633 amino acids. Gene Ontology annotation, biological process: regulation of DNA-templated transcription. The transcript has 6 exons. Lineage: Eukaryota; Viridiplantae; Streptophyta; Magnoliopsida; Fabales; Fabaceae. Gene Ontology annotation, molecular function: DNA binding. The record is from RefSeq and is a predicted model, not a curated record.
GCAACCCCAACAUUCCACCCUCCUCUUCCCUCACCUAUUCUCUCGCUCUCUCUCAUUUUUCCACAUUAAGGGAAGGGAGAGCAUUAUUAUUGCAUCAUUGGAGAUCAUCGCUUGGAUUAUUGAGGUUUCUGAUAGUUUGUUAAGUGGGGUAUUAGAGAUCAUAUAAUAUUUAGAUAUUAUAAUGGCACCAGUUUCAUUGCCUCCUGGUUUUAGGUUCCACCCUACAGACGAAGAACUGGUUGCUUAUUACCUUAAAAGGAAGAUCAAUGGCCGUAAAAUUGAUCUCGAGAUCAUUCCUGAAGUUGAUCUAUACAAGUGCGAACCGUGGGACUUGCCAGGGAGGUCGUUGUUGCCGGGUAAGGAUUUGGAGUGGUACUUCUUUAGCCCUCGGGACAGGAAGUAUCCAAAUGGGUCAAGAACCAACAGAGCAACGAAAUGCGGGUACUGGAAGGCCACUGGAAAGGACAGGAAGGUAAAUUCGCAGAGCCGCGCCGUAGGGAUGAAGAAAACCCUUGUGUACUACCGAGGCAGGGCGCCUCACGGGUCUCGCACUGGUUGGGUCAUGCACGAGUACCGUCUUCAUGAGAGGGAAUGCGAAACCAAUGCUGCUUCUGGCUUGCAGGAUGCCUAUGCUCUUUGCCGUGUCUUCAAGAAGGCGGCGGUCAUACUCCCCAAAGUGGCAGAUCACUAUGCUGGUAACAAUAUCAUGAUGAUGACAACUGAUUCUCAAGGAACACCCCAAGUCUUUGACACCAUGCCUUGGGAUCAUCAUAUUGGGCAUAAUGGUAAAUGCCCACACUUAUCUCAGGAUCCAUUCCUCAAUAACCUUCCAUCUUCAUCAUCCUCCUCAUUUCCUCACUAUGGAGCCCUAACUUACUCUCCAUCUAAGGUGGAUGUAGCACUAGAGUGUGCAAGGAUGCAGCACAGUUUUUCCAUGCCUCCAUUGGAGGUAGUGGAGGAAUUCCCUAAUGUGGGAAUUUCAGAGCUCAACAUUAUGACACGUGGCACCACUUCAAUGUGUGGAGGAAGCAUGAACAAUAACAAUGAAUCGGAUAUCUUGCAACAGAUUCUUUCACUUGCUAAUGCUAAUGUUUCUUCCCAUGAAUUCACAAAUCAAUCAAACCAUUCACACACAUUAUUGGCUGGCAACAAUAAUGCAAAUUAUUCUGCUCCUCAUCAUCACGAACAUGAUUUUGCUUUUAAUGCUGGCACAAGUUACACUAAUCACGCCGUAAAUGAUAUGAACCCCAUGAGAUAUGAAAUCCAACAUCAAAACCUAAGAACAAUAGAGAUUGGAGAUCUUGAAAGCGAGUUCAAGAGCUUUAUGGAAGAGCAAAAGACGGUUCCGAUUGAGGAUAUAUCAAGCUUCCAAACAAACAUACAAGAAAAUGAGGUUCAAGAAUCUGAGCUACACAACAGCAACAAAGAAUUCAGUGAAGCUGACAUUGACAAUUUCUCAAUGGGGUUCAUCAACGAUGGUGACCCAAAUGAGAACUUCAUCGAUGAAGAUGACAACAUUGAUUAUUCAAAUUCCACAAGCUUUGAGGUCCUUGAAGAAACCAAGGUUAGCCAUGGAAUGUUUGUGGCGACUCGCCGAGUAGCCGACACAUUCUUUCAUCAGAUUGUUCCUUCACAAACCAUCAAAGUUCAACUGAAUCCAGUAACAAUAAUGGGCAACAAUUCUUCCAUGGAGAUGCUCAAGAAUAAUCAAGAGUCUUUGUUCAAGAAGCUGAUGAUGAUGAAGUCACCAAAUACAUUAGCAAGUGCUAUUGUAUUUAUCUUUGCACUAUUGUUGACGCUUUGUGUUAAUUUGAAGGGGCAAGUUGAAAAUUAUUGGGCAUCAAGAAGUGAUGAUGAUACGAUUAAUGUGAAGAAGAAAUGUUGCUAUGGUGCUAAUAGAAGCAUGAAGAGAAUGAAACAAGUAGCUCACAAGAUCAUAUGGAACCAGCAAGAAAAAUCUUGGUGUGUUGGAAUUAAAAGUGGGAGAGGAUUUAGUGUGGUGUUGAAGAAAAUUGGUAUUUUCCUCUCCAUAUCUUUGGCUCUUUGUACCAUGUGGGUUAACCAUGUUACAAUUAGUCCUUAAUUGACCUAGUAAUUUUAUUUUCUUUUAGCUUCUAACUUAAUUAAGGAUUUCAUUAUUUAGAAGGAUACUUGUAUUUUCUUCUCACAACAAUUCUUGUA